This is a messenger RNA of Suillus paluster, 2493 nucleotides long. RefSeq lists its product as uncharacterized. NCBI's taxonomy places the organism in Eukaryota, Fungi, Basidiomycota, Agaricomycetes, Boletales, Suillaceae. Gene Ontology annotation, cellular component: ribonucleoprotein complex. Gene Ontology annotation, molecular function: RNA binding. The transcript has 9 exons. The coding region runs from base 237 to 2252 and encodes 671 amino acids. The record is from RefSeq and is a predicted model, not a curated record.
ACUUGUGGAACAUACAAGAGGAUUGACCACCGCAAUCUGAGUAAUCUGAGUUUGAAAAUUGAAGAUUGAUCCAAAAACGUUCGGCUCAACUUGUUUUCUACAACCACCACCUUGCCCAAAAGCCCAAAAAAUUUCAUAAAAAAGACUCUAGAAAAAAAAGCGGUUGCCUUGUUGCCUCCUGUUCGCAGAAAAGUCCUCAAAGCAGUAACGACCCCCCAAAACCCAGAAAACCAAAUAUGUCUUCGUCUUCCGUUCCCGAGGCCGCACCUAUGGUCCAACCCGAGGCUGCACCUGCGGCUCCGGCUCCGGCUCCGGCUUACAACCCUCAGCCUUCCGUCACCUCCUCGCCCUCUGCGUCGCUUUAUGUUGGUGAACUCGACCCCACUGUCACUGAAGCCAUGUUGUUCGAGAUCUUCAAUAUGAUCGGUCCUGUUGCAAGCAUCCGUGUCUGCCGUGACGCUGUGACGCGUCGCUCCCUGGGAUACGCGUAUGUUAAUUACCUCAAUACUAGCGAUGGUGAGCGUGCCCUUGAGCAGCUCAACUACUCGCUUAUCAAGAACCGCGCAUGCCGUAUCAUGUGGUCCCAGCGUGAUCCUGCUUUGCGCAAAACUGGUCAAGGCAACAUCUUCAUUAAGAACCUUGACGAGGCUAUCGACAACAAAGCCCUCCAUGACACGUUUGCUGCCUUUGGUAACGUCUUGUCGUGCAAGGUUGCCACCGAUGAGCACGGCCGCUCGAAGGGUUAUGGUUUUGUACACUACGAAACUGCCGAGGCUGCCGAUACUGCCAUCAAAGCUGUCAACGGCAUGUUACUGAACGACAAGAAGGUGUAUGUCGGUCACCACAUCUCUCGCAAGGAACGCCAAUCCAAGCUCGAUGAGAUGAAGGCCCAAUUCACCAAUCUGUAUAUUAAGAACCUUGACCUCGAGGUCACACAGGAGGAGUUUGAGGAACUCUUCAACCGAUACGGUAAUGUGACUUCCGCCGUCAUCCAGGUUGAUGACGAGGGCAGGAGCAAGGGCUUCGGCUUCGUUAAUUAUGAGACUCACGACGAGGCUCAGCGAGCUGUUGACAACCUACAUGACAUUGAGCUCAACGGCAAGAAGCUCUUUGUCUCGCGUGCCCAGAAGAAGGCUGAACGUGAGGAGGAGUUGCGCAGGUCUUACGAGCAGGCCAAGAUGGAGAAGCUCAGCAAGUACGCAGGCGUCAACCUGUACAUCAAGAACUUGGAGGAUGACGUCGAUGAUGAGAAACUUCGUGCCGAGUUCGAACCCUUCGGUACCAUCACUAGCUGCAAGGUCAUGCGCGACGAGAAGAGUACCUCGAAGGGCUUCGGAUUUGUGUGCUUUUCCUCCCCCGACGAGGCUACUAAGGCGGUCGCGGAGAUGAACAACAAGAUGAUCGGCUCGAAGCCGCUGUACGUCUCGCUCGCUCAACGCCGCGAGGUUCGCAGGCAGCAACUGGAAAGCCAGAUUGCUCAGCGCAACCAGAUCCGCAUGCAACAGGCUGCGGCUGCUGGUAUGCCAGGGACCUACAUUGGUAGUCCUAUGUACUACCCUGGGCCUGGUGGUUUCCCUCCUCCAGCACGCAACAUGAUGGGCUAUGGCCAACCUGGCAUCAUGCCCCCUCGCCCCCGCUACCCCCCAAGCGCCGGUCAAGCACCCGCCGGCAUGCCCAUGGCGCCUUACGGUGCCCCUCCUCCUCAGUAUGGCAUGCCUGGCUACGCUCGCGGAGGGCCUCGUCCUCCCGUUGCCCGUGGACCUGGCUCAUCCCCCACUAAUCCUAAUGUUCCCAUGCCGCGUGUCAACGGUCCUCCAACCAAUGGCGCUGCUUCUCGACCUGGUCCUCCCCAGGGCGGUGCCCCGCCUGCCAAUCGUCCUCCUCCUGGUGUUCCUGUUCCUGCUGUUCGUAACCAGCAACAGUACAAGCUCAAUCCUCAGACCCGUAAUGCUGUUGCUGCCCCUGUUCAGGCUGCCCCUCCCCCUGCGAGCGCGCCGCAACAGGAUGCUUCUAGCCUCACGUCUGCUGCCCUUGCUAAUGCAUCUCCGAUGGAACAAAAGCAGAUGCUCGGCGAGGUUAUUUACAUGAAUAUUGCUCCUGCCCAACCCGAGCUGGCUGGCAAGAUCACUGGCAUGUUGCUCGAGAUGGACAAUGCAGAGCUCUUCCACCUCCUUGAUUCUCCCGAUGCUAUGACUGCCAAGGUCAACGAGGCCCUCGCUGUGCUCCAUGAUUUCUCUAAGGAUGAGGCGUGAGCAAUCAAGAUGGAUGAGGCGUAGCUUUGGCGGUGGGGUCAUUCAGUUGUCUGAAGAUGUUGUUUUCUGGAGCAGAUUCUCGGCUCGUCCUUUCUUUUCGCUUGCUUGUUGUGUGGCAUGUUUAUCAUCUGCGGCUGCUGCCUCUUCGUCAUCGCUUUUUCUCUACGUCAUGGGUAUUGGUGGUGGUCAUUCCUUUGUGUACUUAAAGGAACAGAGGUGAUACAACUUGUAUCUUCUGCCU